Odontomachus brunneus is the source of this 5009-nucleotide messenger RNA. It is a transcript of the gene Hs6st, whose product is annotated as heparan-sulfate 6-O-sulfotransferase 2. Gene Ontology annotation, molecular function: heparan sulfate 6-sulfotransferase activity. The transcript has 4 exons. Gene Ontology annotation, cellular component: membrane. NCBI's taxonomy places the organism in Eukaryota, Metazoa, Arthropoda, Insecta, Hymenoptera, Formicidae. Bases 413 to 1786 code for a protein of 457 amino acids. The record is from RefSeq and is a predicted model, not a curated record.
CCAUACGCUACGGGUGCGGUCCAACAACCGCUACAAAUGCUGCGCAGCGUUUCUCCCUCUUGUUCUAUUCCUCGGAUUCGAAUGAAGAAAGAGAAAGAAGUAAAAACGCUACAAAUCAUUUGCAGCGCCCACUGGACCGUAUCCUCUAACUACGACGACGACGACGACGACGACGGGGACAUUACUCGAGCGUCUGUGUAUCUAAAGGAGAGUGGCAGGGAGCCGAAGCAUGAAGCGUGAAGGAGUGGAGAGGAGUGGAGCGGUGAACAGCGGAGAGCAGAGCAUCUGUCAUGGCCGACGCUCGACGCGAGCGUAGUUACGAUCGAGUCGUCGUGUCGGACGAACGUUGCGCGGCGCGUUUACGUCGUCCACUGGUGCCGCAGAAGCCGUGAAGCGCGAGACAUGGGGCGCGAUGCCAAUGGGCAGACGAGCAGCGGGUGCCGACGGAUCGGUAGACGCUAGCGAACUCGCUCUGCUCGUGCCGGAAGACUUAUGUGACGAGAGGAGGUCGGCGACGAUGGAGUCGCGGCCGCGCAGGACCCGCUUGCGUAGCAUCGUCGGGGUAUGCCUGCUGCUGGCGCUCAGCGGAAUCGUCUACCUGGGCUACUUCUGCCCGGAUCAUGUAUGCGCUCUGACCAACCGCGAGAUCAAGGAGUCCGUCAGGUUGUCCGAGGGCCUGCUGUCCCCUGUCGGCCCUGUUGGCUCUGGUCUGUCUUCCGUGUCCAUCGAGCUUGAUAGGAACGGCCUGAUGUCGGUCCAUCCUGCUUUCAAGCUCCAGAGCGUCCAGGGCAGCCUGGGCUACGACGAUGUUUUCGCCAAUGACACCUUUCAGUUUGAUAUCAAUGCUCAUGAUGUCAUGGUGUUCCUACAUAUACAAAAAACUGGUGGGACAUUAUUUGGAAAACAUCUGGUGCGAGACCUAGAUUUGCAAAGACCGUGCUCGUGUCAACGACGACGCAAGCGUUGCUUCUGUUUCCGUCCAAACCGUAACGAAAAUUGGCUGUUCUCACGGUACUCGACCGGCUGGAAGUGCGGUCUGCACGCGGACUGGACCGAGUUAACGAGUUGUGUAGAUACGGAGCUUAAUAAAAUCGAAGGUGAUGGCAUAAGGCGCCGUUACUUUUACAUAACUAUCAUUAGGGAUCCCGUCGCUAGGUAUCUCUCCGAAUUCAGACAUGUGCAAAGAGGUGCUACGUGGAGAGGUGCUCGUCACUGGUGCGGAGGUACUCAAGCAAAUAUACCCCAGUGUUAUACUGGGCCCAGCUGGCAAGGUGUCACCUUAGAACAGUUUAUGGCGUGUUCUUACAAUUUGGCGAAUAAUCGCCAAACUAGAAUGCUAGCAGAUCUAUCAAUAGUUGGCUGUUACAACUCCACUCUCAGCAAUACUGAUAGAGAUCGUCUAAUGCUAGCCAGUGCUAAACACAAUUUGCAGUUCAUGCCUUUCUUCAUGUUGACUGAGUACCAAAAGGUGGGACAGUAUUCGUUUGAAGAAACGUUUGGAAUGCGUUUCGCAGUUGCCUUUGAGCAGCACAAUGCUACACUCAGCGCAGCUACUAUGGCAACUCUCAGCGCGGAGCAAUUGGACGCCGUACGUAGACUCAACAACUUGGACCUGGAACUCUAUGAGUUCGCAAAGAAUCUCGCCUUUCAAAGAUUUAAACGGCUUAGAGAUCGUGAUCCCUACUUCGUACAACGAUUUCAACAUCUUGGUGAAUUACCCUCGAGGCAAAGUGCUACAGAAUUUAAUUGGGAUUCUGUCAUUGAAGAUACUACGGAUAACGAAUGAGGUGUGAGUACAUUACCGACAUAAUCCUUAUCGACACUUCGCAUCCGUCAGCACGCGUUACUCGGGAUCUGAGCAUCUCGGGGAUAUAUUGUAGAAAGUGUUACAAUGAGAUACUUUGCGUAAUCGAUGCGUAGCUGUCUGUGUGAAAUUUACCAAAAGCACAGAAAUGUACAUUCGUUUGCACACCGGUGGCUCGUAAUCGUGAUCAUCUGAUGCGCUCUUAAUAUCAUCGGAAAAAGUGUACGCAACCGUUGUGCAAACAAGUGUACUUGGACAAGACCAAAGAGAGCUCCGAGAACCUUGGUGUGAUUCCUAGGUACUCUGUCAGUAAAUUAAAAGCGUGUAAAAAUGGUUAUUUCAUAAUCACAGAAAUUUUCUAUAAUUCAUGAAACGUUCGCAAACUCUAUGAAGGUUCUUCCAUAUAUAAGUAACAUAUAUUUGCUUCUAAUUAUAUAUGUAGUCAUAAAGUUGAUCAUUUUCUUAUAUGUAUCCAUAUUAACCACAAACUGAGUAAUUGCCAAUACACGCCAAAUAAUGAUUUUCCUCCCAUUAAUUUUUAUAAAUAUUUUUGUCGUUUAAUUAUUUUAUAUUUUUUUUUAUUUACAUAUAUCUAUUUCUGUUCAAUAUAGGGAUUUACACAGGGAUUUAAACGCAGUGUUAUAACAUGUUGAUACAAUUAUAAACUCAUAUUUCUCAAUAAAAAAAAAAGAAAAAUAUAUAUAUAGAACAGCGAUAAUCUUAGAAGAAAGAAAGAUAAGGAAAAUAAUAUUUUGAAGACAAAUUGCAAAUACUAUCCAUUUUUUAUUAUUUUAUAUUUUUUUAUGAAUGCUUAUUUAUGAGUUUUUGAGAAUUUUCAUGAAGUUUGUACUAUCUCUUUAAAAGCUAUAGAUUUAUUACACGUGUAUGUUGAAAACAAUUUUUAUAAUUGAGUUAAUCUAAUUUAAUAAAAUAAUAGAAUUUAUUUCUAAAUGUAAUGCGAAAUUUUAAUAGAUUCUACUAUUAACAAAAAUGUAAGCACAGGCUUUUUUUAGAACAAUUCAACAUACAGAACAAUAAAAUACAAUGCAAUACAAAUUGCAUCAGCAUUGAGUGCAAAUCAGAAGUGCUUGUAAUAAUGAAAUAAUAUUGAAAAAUUGAAUAACUAGCGAUCAGUUUUAUUCAUGUUUGAUGCAUUACUGAAUUUAUAUAGUAUGUAUUAAUCAGAUAUACGUAUAACAAAUGCCACUAAUUAUUGCACAAACAUGCUAAUUAUAUUAAAAGAGAUAAAUCAUUAUUUUGAUUAAAAGAGAAAAAGAGAACAUGCAAGAGAUCUCAAAUUAGUUCGCAGAUCAUCUUUUACGAUGAGAAGCCAAGAAAUAGAGGUAUUAUAUUAAUAUUUCAGGUUUGGUAGAUAUUUCAUGCGUUAUACAAUUUUUUAUAUCAGUAGCACGUUGUAAUUAAAAGGUGCAUAGGUUUUGACUUACUUUUGUAAAUGUAUAUAUCUGAAAGUACAUAUAUAUUUUUUAAUCAAAUUAUUUGCAAUAUAAUUGAAACGAGCUCGCGUUAGUUUUACAAAAACAAUUUGUAUAGUUUAAGUAAUAAGACACUUAUAUAAUAAGCCACAUAGAAAUUGAUGUAUACGUAUAUUUCCGAUGGAAAUUUUCGAGGACAAGGAAAAAGUACUUUUCCAUUAUUGAUCUGAAUAUUGCUCGAGAAAUUGUAAUCAACGGCUCUACUCUAUAUUCGAGAUGUAUAAUACAAAAUACUAUAUUGUUCACUAAUGAUAUUAUUUUGUUCUAGAAGAGUAUUCACGGCAUCACCAGAUAAUUAAAUUGCAUUGUGUGAAAGUCUUACAGGGAUAAUUUUGUAAAUUUUAUUUAUGUUAUUUAAUCACAGGCCUAUAUAGUUUAAUCAAACGACAGCAUAAUGCAUUAGACAGUGAUCAGUGAUUACAAAGUCAGUCAAGCUAUCUUAAUACGGAUAGUACUCACUCACCAAGCAACGGAAGUUGCAAGUGCAAUAAGACUCGAUGGGUUACCAUUAUAAAUAUCUCAUAUCAUCCAGUCAUAAAAUAUGUGUAAUAUAGCUAUCGUACAGUUAUAUGUAUGUAUGUAUAUACAUACAUAUGUGUAUACAUAGCUAACAACUGAAGUAUAUAAAAGUUGCAAGGGCUCUCUUGAAGAUACAUGCAGAUCUUUUGGACGAAUAAAAAAAAAAAAUAUAUAUAUAUAUAUAUAAAUAUAAGUUUACAUAGAGGAAAUACAGAGUGCCAUAAAUUAUGUAUUUAAAAAACUAACCGUUGAAAAUAAACAAUGUUACGUUCAGCAUAUAGAACUUUCAUUAUGGCAAAUAAUGAUGUGUAAGUUAAUAUGAUAUUAACGAAAUGACAUUGUUUCACAAUGGAAUGAUAUUUAUAUAGUAUAAAUAUGUAAGUGUGUAACACAUUAUUAAUACUAAUUGUUUAAAGCUAAUAUUAAGGACCAAAGAUUUAAUAUGUUUCAGCAAACAUUCAAAGAAUAUAAGGAACUUUUGAUACACAUUAUCAGACAAAAAAAGCUCAUCAUUACGUCGUCGAUAAGCGCAAAAUAUUUAGUUUAAUAUAUAUUCUGUUUAGUUAUCAUUGUCUUAUUGUAAUAAAAGGCGCUUAUUUGACUGUGAUUAAGUCUUUUAUCAGAUAAAAGGUAAUUAAUGAGCACAAAAUUUGUUGAUUAGAUUAUAUUACGAUAAUAGAGCCUUUGCAGUUUUUCUUGAAACACAUUUUGAAUUUUGUGCAUUCGGUAAUGUCAAGUGGAAUAUAUUUUCUUUCACGUGUACGCGAAACUAAAUUGUUAAAACGUUCACGCGAUCGAUGAUGUAAAAAGGCGCGAAUUUUCGGUAUAUUAGGCAGGACGAGACAUUUAGCUUUAACGUUUACAUACAAUAUUCGUCGUAAGAGAGAAGAACUAUAUGAAGAGAGAUAGUUAAUGAAAUGCCAUGACACACUAGCCUAAUAAAGCGAACAAUAGGCCUAAAGCCGUCGGUACCUUAUUUAAGCCAGUGUACAUACCAUACCAUUAGUUAUCUAAGGAUCAAUAAAUCAUUAUGUAUACAAUGCAUACAUACGUACAUAUAUAUUAUAUAUUACAUGAAUUGUACACACAUAUUUAUGAAUACAUUAUAUCUAUUAUUAUACAAUUAUACAAACAAAAAUAUAUAAUUAUAUUGUAUAAUAGACAGAUCAGAAUAGAGCAGAAUUUAAGUCACA